This is a messenger RNA of Melanotaenia boesemani (Boeseman's rainbowfish), 3638 nucleotides long. It is a transcript of the gene bckdk, whose product is annotated as branched chain ketoacid dehydrogenase kinase. NCBI's taxonomy places the organism in Eukaryota, Metazoa, Chordata, Actinopteri, Atheriniformes, Melanotaeniidae. The transcript has 11 exons. Gene Ontology annotation, biological process: regulation of glucose metabolic process; protein phosphorylation. Gene Ontology annotation, cellular component: mitochondrion. Bases 186 to 1466 code for a protein of 426 amino acids. Gene Ontology annotation, molecular function: pyruvate dehydrogenase (acetyl-transferring) kinase activity. The record is from RefSeq and is a predicted model, not a curated record.
AGAUCUCUUUCUUACUGGCCAAUGAGCGCAGAGGCCUUUCUGUACCCUCUCGCUACUGUAUUCAGAUCAGAUAAGUGCUUUUGUGCACUACUGCGAUGCGGCUCCGAUGGCCUCGUAGCGGCCGUGGAGUUUAGUGUACGUACGGGGACAGGCUAGCCCUGUUCGCACUCGCUGCUCGUCUCCAAAUGCAUGCGGGACUUGCGGGUAUAGCAGUGGAGAUGCUGUGCGGUGCCACCAGCAGGGCCAGGCCGAGGCUCGGCAGCCUCUUACUGACCACCAAAACAUCACUGCCGUUGUCAAGCGCGGAGAGUCACAGAUUUCGGUCCACAUCCUCGAUGCAGGGGUUUUCAGAGCUGGCAAGAGAGAGGUCGAAGACCGUCACGUCGUUUUAUAAUCAAUCUGCAAUCGAUGCUUCCGCAGAGAAGGCCUCGGUGCGACUUACAUUAGCAACUCUCCUGUAUUCUGGGAAGUCUCCUGAUGGACACCACAUCUUGAGUAGUGCCAAAUACCUUCACAAGGAGCUGCCUGUACGAAUUGCCCAUCGCAUCAAGGGCUUCCGUAGUUUACCCUUCAUCAUUGGCUGCAACCCCACCAUUCUGCAAGUGCAUGAGCUGUACAUCAGAGCCUACCACAUGCUCAGUGACUUCCCCCAGAUCAAGGACCAGGAAGUGGAGACCCGUUUCUGUAAGCUGGUGCAGCAGCUGCUGGAUGACCACAAAGACGUGGUGACCAUGUUGGCCCAGGGCUUCAGGGAGUGUCGCAGACACAUCCAGGACGAGACCAUUCUCCGCAACUUCUUGGAUACAACACUGUGCUCCCGACUGGGGAUCCGGAUGCUGGCCACGCACCACCUCGCCCUCCAUGAAGACAAUCCGGACUUUGUUGGGAUCAUAUGCAGACGUCUCUCUCCUAAAAAGAUCAUUGAGAAGUGGGUGGACUUCGCCAGACGUCUGUGUGAACAUCAGUAUGGUAACUCGCCCAGAGUGAGGAUCAAUGGACACGUCGCAGCUCGCUUCCCCUUCAUCCUCCUGCCUCUGGAUUACAUCCUGCCAGAACUCCUGAAGAACGCCAUGAGGGCCACCAUGGAGAGCCAUCUGGACACCCCCUACAACCUGCCAGAUGUGGUUGUGACCAUCGCCAAUAAUGACAUUGACUUUGUCAUCAGGAUUUCAGACCGUGGAGGCGGCAUCCCCCACAACAUCAUAGACAAGGUGAUGGACUACCACUUCAGCACUGCAGAGGAGAGCGCGCAGGACCCCCGCAUGAGCAACCUCUUCAACAACAUCACCAACAGUGGAAACCAGUCCAACCCCAUGCACGGGUUUGGUUUUGGUCUGCCCACAUCGAGGGCCUACGCCGAGUAUCUCGGGGGUUCUCUGUCCAUACAGUCUAUGCAGGGCAUCGGCACCGACGUCUACCUGCGUCUGCGCCACAUCGACGGCAAAGGAGAGAGCUUCAGAGUGUGAAGCUCCCUCAUUGGUUCUUCUGGGAGGAGCACAGAGGGUUUCCCACCACAGGCUGCCAGAGGACAAGGUCUUUCGUCCAGAGUGACGACCUUCACAAUGUUGUCACUUCUUCGUUUGGCCUUCGACUGAUUAUAAGCUAUGUUAGCUCUCAGUUUGAUAAUUUGAAUUGUUUUCCUUGUGUUUUGUUCCCCUUGACGUGGCGUCUCAAAUUUUUUGAAAGUUUCGAGUAACGGGACAAACUGUGCACGAUAGUGGACGCUGAUGGAAGGACAUGGGCUUCAUCUUUAGAGAAGUUCCUCAUAAAGUUACUACUCGCACCUGUUUUGACAAUAAAUGUUUCCAGACACUCCAGCGACCCCUGUGAAGCUGCUUGCUGGCUGAUUGCUUUAAACCUGCAGACCUGGCUCCCUAUGGCCGGCUCGGAGCUGAAUCCAAGCUUAAAUCUGUAGACCCGGCGCCCCAUGGGUGGCACAAAGCUGAAUCUAAGUUUAAAAUCUGCAGACCUGGCACCCCGUCAGCAGCUCGGAGCUAAAUCUAAGCUUAAAUCUGCAGACCAGAUGCCCAGUGGGCGGCUUGAAGCUGAUUCUAAGCUUAAAUCUGCAGACCUGGCGCCCCGUGGGUGGCACAAAGCUGAAUCUAAGCUUAAAUCUGCAGACCUGGCGCCCCGUGGGCAUCUCGGAGCUGAAUCUAAGCUUAAAUCUGCAGACCUGGCGCCCCGUGGGCAUCUCGGAGCUGAAUCUAAGCUUAAAUCUGCAGACCUGGCACCCCGUCGGCUUCUCAGAGCUGGAUCUAAGCUUAAAUCUGCGGUGUCUUCACAAAGCUGAACUCCGCAUGGAAACUGCCAUGAUGCUCUUCAACAGAAGUUGCUGUCACCAACACCUCUGUUAAUGUUGUCUGGCCAAACUGGGACGUUCAGCUGCCUUACUGUGUGACACUCAUCUGCAUGCUGACUUUUACCUUUUCUUCUAUACAGUUUGUUGCCUUCAUCAGAUCGCCCAGACGCUCCUCCUCGUCUUUAAUUUCAUGUUUAUUUGCACAAUAAAUAGAUUUACUGUUGUCAUGCUGAGCGCUUGCACCCAUCGUAACCGUUUUAGAUUUAUUAUUUUUAUUAUAACAGCUCUAUAAUAACUGUUAACCUGAAGUAUUGAUUCAUAGUUUUUCUAUAUUUGCCUUCUAAUUUUUUUGUAUUAAAGGUUUUCAGUUUUUUUUUUGAGAUCCGUUUUUGUAUAAGAUCACAUUUCAGGAAGUGUCUACAGCAGGGUUUCUGCUUACUGGAGGUUCCGAUUGGCUGCAGACUAAACGACAAUAAUCUAGAUGUAAAAUAAAAAUAAAGAUGAAGCGCAGCUCACUUCAGGAUCAGGUGAAAAAGCUGAGAAAAGUCUGGAUGUUUGGAAUAAAUCCGCUACGAUCAUGCCUCCCUUUGUGUUGAAACAUUCCCGAAGCGAAGCCUCCAGCUUGGAUUCCACAUUUCAGUCUGAUUUUACUGGUGGUUUUAAUCAGGGGGCAUCAGGAAUCUGGUUUACAUUCACACACUUUUUAAAACUCUGAGUCAUCAUUUCAUGUAGCUCUUUAUUUUAUUCUGAAGCCAAAUCUGAACUUUACACUCCACCCUGAAGGAUCUACCUUAGAGAGACUCUGGUAUUAUUUGGUUUAGAAAACAUGCUGAAGGUUAAAUCUGCUGGAAAAACCAACUAAAGGCUUUACCUGCAGACUGAAUUCCUCCCGAGUUCAGAUGAGAUUCAAAACAUGGUGGGUCUAUUUUUUAACAAGUUAUAUUUAUUUAUCCCAAACACUGAUCUGCUAGAGCAGGAGACCUGGAUUCCUGUUUCUGUGUUUAUUGUAGCAUGAAAGUCUGGAAGAUGAUGAAGUGAUGAGCAGCACCUCAAGGGCGGGUUGGACAUCAGUGCCAUAAAAUGUGCACUGUGCUCCCCCUGCUGGCCUGAAACAGUCACAGCGGGUUAUAAAAUAAAAAAGAUUCAUGAACACUUGAAAAUAUUUUUUUCUUUUUGUCGAGGUUGGAUUUUUUUCUUUCUAAAUGAACAUCAGAAAAAUCUGCAAAUGAUGUCCAGGAGUUAUGUUACUGACUAAAUGUGGAGGUUCCUAAACUAACUUUAGUUCCACUUGGUUUCUGUUGUGUUUGUAGAUAUUAAAUUAACUUCAUUUAAACUUUGA